Messenger RNA from Oreochromis niloticus (Nile tilapia), 1526 nucleotides. Its product is annotated as ankyrin repeat domain-containing protein 9. The record is from RefSeq and is a predicted model, not a curated record. Lineage: Eukaryota; Metazoa; Chordata; Actinopteri; Cichliformes; Cichlidae. Gene Ontology annotation, molecular function: protein binding. The transcript has a single exon. Bases 187 to 1071 code for a protein of 294 amino acids.
UGUACGCUGUGCGCAUGCGCCCUCGCUCAGUACUGCAGAGGGCUCCAGCAGCUACAGGAAUGUCGGUUAUUCCAAACACUGACUCAGUGGGUCCCUGGACUCGAGCUUCUGUUGGGAAAAUGGUAGUUUCUGCGCUCUGUGAAUGAAACCGUGUAAGGUGCUGAGAAUUUAUAUCACUCGGUUCCCAUGGCCUCUUUAACCGUCACUUCGGAGGCUCGGAGCGUCGAGAAGCAUCGGAAGUCCUUCUCGCUGCUCUUCUACCGGGCCGUGCGGGACCUAAAGCCGGUCUGGAUGUUGGAGGACAUGCGGACGAUGGAAACUUUUUACUUGGACGAGGACUCUGGCCAGAGGAUUUACAGCCCCUCGGAGGCGUUGCUGUACGCUAUAGUUCAUGACCACCAGGCGUACGCUCAGUACCUCCUCAGCCGAUACACGGAUGAAGCGCUAGCAAAACCCGGGGAGCGCUUCUGCCCCUGUCCGUCCUCCGCCCCUCACCUCGCUAUGGCUGUUCGCUACGACAGACGCUACAUUCUCGGCCUCAUCUUACAAGAAACCCACCGUAUAGCCAGUACCCCGUCCUACACGGACCGAGCCGGGUGUUUUCACAUCGAGGACGGAAGAACCCCGUUACAUCUGGCUUGCGAGCUUCUGCGUCCCGAGGCGGUCAUCUUGCUCCUGGGUAGCGGGGCGUCCCCCUACGCCCGAGACCACAACGGCCUGACCCCGCUGGACAUUACUUUGGAAAAGCUCAGAGACUCCACGGUGGUCAGAAGUGGGGAGAAAAGGCGGUGUCUGGACAACCUGCUCUUGUUUAUGCCAAAAGUUCGCUUCAAAAUGAAGGAAGCUCUGGUUAGAGAAUCGGAGCGCUGGAGCAAGGUGCUAGGCGAGGAGACCUACCUGUACCUGUCGGGAAGGAGCCCGGCGCCGUUGGUUCUGAGCGCCAUGCAGACUGUUCUGCAGCAGCUGAGCCCUGCCAGCUUUCCGGACAGCCUACUCGAGCUGCCCAUUCCCUCCUCCCUCAAACCACCGGGACUGCCUGUGAGCCAGCGGGACAGACAGAGGGUGGUGUAGCAUCAGUGACACAUGCAUGCCCUGUUUGGAUACUGCUGUUUUAGCAUGCUGUGCGUGAGCAUUUGAAGAUCCUGUAUGGCUAUUAUAGGCCUGAACAGAUAAAACACUAACAGUCAGGGAAAAAAUAGACUAAAUUAAUAUGAUCUAAUGAUGCAACAUAAGCCACACUGAUUCCACGGGAAGGAAUAUAAAAGCCAUACUCUAGCGUUUCACAUUGAUUCAGGUGCCAUGAAUCAUUUAUUUGUCUAUGAAAUGUUGUAUCUAGUAAUGAUACUGCAAGUGUAUCUAUCAAAAGGAUGGACAGACACUAAUACUGACCUGUGUUACUGAUGAAUUUAAUUUAUUAAAAUGAUGAUAUUUAUCAGCAACAUAAAGUAGUCAUAAGAAAAUGAUCAGGUGACUUGAAAACGUUUUGGAUCUCUGUCUUUGAAUAAAUACAAAUUUAAGUGACUGUC